This is a messenger RNA of Pseudophryne corroboree (corroboree frog), 10782 nucleotides long. RefSeq names its product myosin light chain kinase (gene MYLK). NCBI's taxonomy places the organism in Eukaryota, Metazoa, Chordata, Amphibia, Anura, Myobatrachidae. Gene Ontology annotation, molecular function: protein binding; protein kinase activity; ATP binding. The transcript has 31 exons. Gene Ontology annotation, biological process: protein phosphorylation. Bases 1 to 6975 code for a protein of 2324 amino acids. The record is from RefSeq and is a predicted model, not a curated record.
AUGGCAGAUGUGAAACUUGUCUCUAAGGCUUCUGUGACCAUGGAUGAUUCCAGUAUGAAUUCAUUUCUUCCCCGAGCAGCACCAGCUUUUACUCUGCCACCCAGGAACAGCCGCAUCUCUGUGGGCAGCACAGCAAGGAUCGAUGGCAAGGUCAGAGGUCACCCCGAUCCUCGUGUCACUUGGUACAGAAAUGGGCAGCCUGUUCUGAAUGGUGGACGGUACACUGUGGAGCAGAGUGCACGGGGUACAUUUUGCCUUACGAUAAAAGAUGUUACAGUAGAUGAUGAUGGGAAAUAUACAUGUGAAGCAGCAAAUGAGGAGGGAGUGCGACAAGUUACCAUAGAACUGACUGUGGAAGGAACCUCUGCCCUAAAAUACAGCCUUUCUUCUAGCUCAAGGAGUCCAGGAAGCCCUUUCACAACUCAUCUUAUAGAAAACCGACCAAAUAUUUGGGGAGAAAGUCCCCCCAAGUUUGUCACAAAACCAAACCGUAUUUCAGUGAAGAUGGGCCAGACUGGAAGGUUUUCAUUCAAGAUAAUUGGUCGUCCACAGCCCUCCGUCACUUGGCACAAAGACCAUGUUCAGCUUCUGAAUAAAGACCGAUACAAGAUGUACGACAAGUCUGGGGUGCAUUUCUUGGAAAUUCGGGGAGUGUCUGAAGGGGACGCUGGAAUUUAUACCUGUUCAGUGGUAAACAACUGUGGGAAAAGUUCUGUGUCCACCGAGCUUGUUGUCCAAGAAUCUGACAAGACUGAUAGAAUCACUCCAUCAGUAGGGGGCUUUGUGACUCAAGCAGCCAAAACUGUUGUUGCCACACAGAUUACUACAAACGGAAUUUUGAAAACCCAGAGGGUCAUCAAUAGAUAUAAAGCUGAGACUCCAGAGAGUGCAAGUGGCAACUGUGCACCAAUUUCUGAUUCUUCAAAGGACCACUCUAUAGUGCAGUCAAAGAAAACAUCAUCAGUGUCUUCCAAUUAUCUUGUUUCUUGCUCUGGGAGUGAGUCUCCAGGUCUGAAAGAUACAUUGGCACCUGCAACAAAUAUUACAAGUGGUGGUUCUAGGUGCAAUCUCUCUGAAAGUUCCAAGACCAACUAUGGAAAACCAGCAGCCAUAAUGUCACACAAAGAGACACCAUCCAUAGCCAACCGAUACACCUCUGUUAAUGAGUCAAAAGCAAAUCUUCCAGGCUCUUCUAAGGAAAUUCUUACCCAAUCCGCAAAAGACACGAAUCCUGCUUCUUGCAACACUUUUUCAACACAUUCAAAAGCUAAAACGCUCUUUAAGAAAGAGACAAAUAAAGUUUCUCCAAAAGAGAUUGCCUCUGUUACAUCACACUACCCAUAUAGUGUAGAGUCAAAGGUAAGGCCAGCCCUGUCAACAAAAGACGCCACAAAUCCCUCAACUAAUGAAACGAGCACCAUCAAUUCAAGGUAUACAAGUAAUACAGAGUCAAACAUAAGAUCCCAUUCUACGCCAAAAGUUACUAUGGCUUCGAAAGAAACCUCUUCUAUUCACACUGCUGUCUUGGACUCCAAAAUGACCAGUAUUUCUCGACAGUUGUUGCAGGAUCUUACUCAGAAAGACUCAGGAGUUUUGUUAACGUCCCAUGAAUGUACAGAUGUCUCUUUAAAGGACACACCUUUGUUAAUGUCCAGUUUGCCUAAUUUAUGUCUUAAAGAGGCCUCUUUCACAUCAAUUAUUGACAGAAAAAAUAUAUCCCCACUUGACCCAUCCAUAAAGAUACCUUAUGUUGCAACCAAAGAAAGUUUGAAAAAAACGCAUUAUUUGACACCUAAACAGGUUGAGACAAAAGAAGCCACCAACACUUGUCAGUCAAUAAGGAACAUCUCUCUUAAAAGCCACCUAUCUUCACCAAACUACAAAUCAACUUCUGAAAAAAAGCAGGAUGUUAUAUCAGAGUCACAUUUUCACCAGAAUCCUAUGGAGGUCUCAUCCAAGCCUUUUGCAGCGGCUGGUGAUAUGAAGUUUCAGCAGAAAUCAUCCAGUACCAUUACCCUAAAAUCUGUAAAAAUCCAGCCCCAUCCAACCCCCGAGUACAGUCGUGAUGUUAGGAGACGGAAGGAGGAGAAGCCAGAUCUGUUGCCUGCAACCCAGAAAUUGUCUCCUGUUUCUGAUGAUAACCAAAAGGGGGUGCCGGAGGCUCACACUUCUGACUUUAAAACCGCUCCAAACUUUGACCUUAGUCCAUAUAAUCAGGAGGUACUUGAAGGCUGUGAUGUCAAAUUCCAGUGUAAAGUUUCAGGACAGCCCAAACCUCACAUUGAGUGGCUUAAAGAUGGCUCACGUGUGACAGAGAAGGAGGGAGUGCAAAUCAAGGAGGGAUGUCGACUUCAUUCCUUUCACUUGCUGAAGACACAGACGAAAGACAGUGGAACGUACAGCUGUAUAAUUUCCAAUUCAAAAGGUUGCCAGUCUUGUAGCUGGACUCUAAAUGUCAAACCAUUACCAGCAGAGCAGUUUACCCCAUGUCUUGACCAGGUUUUGAGGGGUUGCUCAGUGAUGGAAGGACAAGACUUUACAUUGGACUGCACCGUGAAGGGAGAACCAACUCCAGAGAUCACGUGGUUGCUAAAUGAUCAGCCCAUCCAGUAUGCCCGUGCCACAUAUGAGGCAGGGCUAGUGAAGCUGACUGUCCAGGAUGCUCUUCCUGAGGAUGAAGGGGUAUAUACCUGCCUGGCACGCAACAGCUAUGGAACAUCAUCAUGCAGUGCAGCAGUGGCGGUGAAUGAGAAAAAGUCAUCCUUAAUGCUGGAAGGUUCUAGAGCACCUGCUCCCGAUGAGCAUUUUGCUCCAGUCUUUGUGAAAGGUCUAAGUGAUCUCCAGGUCAUGGAUGGAAGUCAGGUUGUGAUGAGAGUGGAGGUGUCAGCCAACCCAACAGCGGAGAUUAUCUGGUUCCAUAAUGGUAAAGAAGUUCAGGAGACAGAAGACUUCCACUAUGAAAACAGUGGGAACACGUACUGCCUGUAUAUACAGGAAGUGUUUCCAGAAGACACCGGGAAGUUCACCUGUGAAGCCUGGAAUAGCCUUGGACAUGCAAGAACUGAGGCCAUACUAACAGUAGAAGAGCCACAGGAGGGAAUCCAGCCAUGGUUUAUCAGCAGACCUAAACCUGUGCUGGCUACGCCUGGGCAGAAUGCACUAAUUUCCUGUGCGAUUGCCGGAGACCCCUUCCCCGAGGUGCAGUGGUUUAAGGAUGGACAUGAGCUAAGUGGUUGUGAGGUUCUACAAAAUGAAGAUGUCUUCACGCUUAUUCUGAGGAACAUUCAAGAAGGAGAUGCCGGACUAUAUCAGAUUAAGCUCAAGAACGCUGUGGGAGAAUGCAGCUGCCAGGUGUCUCUGAUGUUACGAGAGAACUCAGCGGGCAGGGUCUAUGGAGAGCAAAGGGAGCAGCUAGGCUUUGCGGAGAGAUAUGGAUGUGAACAUGAAGAUGUACUAAGGCUUGGUGGGUUCACCCAAAGUCCGGACGAUCAGGAGAACAUUCGUGGUGUACUCAAGAGGAGAGUCGAGGUUAAAAAACAUACGGAGGAAAAACUUAGACAACAAGAAGUAGAGCAGUUGGACUUCCGUAAAGUUUUGGGUAAGAAGGUGAGCAUAAGAAGCAUUUCAGAAGAGAAUCUAAAGGACAUCCCAGCCGAACAGAUGGACUUCAGAGCUAACCUUCAGCGACAGGUCAAACCCAAGGCCUUGUCAGAUGAUGAGCGUAAAGUCAACAGUCCACAGCAGGUGGACUUCCGUUCAGUCUUAGGAAAAAAGGCCUCUUUCCCAAAAACCCCUGUUCAAGAAAAGGUGUCAGCCAAGCCAGCAACUCCCGACUUUAGGUCAGUUUUGGGAAGCAAGAAAAAAGUGCCUACUGAGAACGGCAAUGCUAACAGCAACAGCACAGAGCCCAUCGAAAAUGCAAAGCCUUUUAGCAAGCAGGAUAACUUAAAACCACAGGUCAAGGAAGAGCAACUAAAACCUGUAGUUAAGCAGGAAAAUGUAAAGCCAGUGUUAAAUCAAGAAAAGCCCAAAUCACUGGUCAGUCAGGAAAAAACAAAACCAGCAGUGAAUGAUGAAAAGUCUAAAUCUGUGAUUAAGGACGGAAACGUAAAAGCAGUGGUCAAUCAGGAAAAAGCUAAACCAAUUGUCAAGGAUGAAAAGUUAAAACCUGUGGUCAAGGAAGAAAAUUCUAAACCUGUAGUCAAGGAAGAAAAUUAUAAACCUGUAGUCAAGGAAGAAAAUUCUAAACCAGCGGUCAAGAUAGAAAAUUCUAAACCAGUGGUCAAAACAGAAAAUUCUAAAACAGCAGUCAAAGAAGAAAAUUCUAAAACUGUGGUCACGGAACAAAAUUCUAAACCAGUGGUCAAGGAAGAGCUAUCAUCCGUGGAAGACAAUUCUAAACAUGUUGUCAAGGAAGAGAAUGCAUCACCAGUAGUCAAGGAGGAAAAGAUUGAGCAAAACUGCUUGUCGGUAGUGGAUGGAGAGGUAGAAAGCAAGAAUGCUCAGAGUGCAGGGACACCACCGGUUUUCACAGAGUUUUUGCAAGAUGCAAAGUUAGUGGAUGGAGAAAAGCUUGUGUUACAGUGCAGGGUCACCUCAGAGCCACCAGCAACUAUAACAUGGACACUCCAUGGCAAGGUCAUAAAGUCCUCCAAGUUCAUUGUGCUGCGCCAGGAAGGGUCUUUGUGUUCACUCACCAUCGAGAAGACCUUCCCUGAGGAUGAAGGGCAGUAUAAAUGCAUAGCGGAGAACUCUGCAGGGAAGGCAGAGUGCACCUGCAAUGUGACUGUAGAAGAUACUUCAGGAAAAACAGAGAUAAAGAAAAGUAAGAAGCCUCGAAGUAAUGCUGUCCCUACAAAUACAGCAGAAAAUGAAGCCACCAUUAAGAAGAAGCCAACUUCGAAGACCCCCCCUAAAGCAGCUUCUGCACCACAGAUCCUCCAAUUCCCAGAAGACAUGAAGGUUCGAGCUGGGGAGACCGUGGUGCUUCUCUGCAAAGUAUCCGGAACACAGCCCAUCACAUUUGCAUGGAUGAAAUUUAGGAGAGAGAUCAAAGUGAGUGAAUUCAUCAAAGUGGAGAACACAGAGGACACCAGCACACUGACAAUCUCAUCGGCACGGCAGGAGCACUGCGGCUGCUACACUCUGGUUGUGGAAAACAAAUACGGCUCCAAGCAAGCUCAGAUUAACCUGACUGUAUUUGAUAAACCAGACCCUCCAGCUGGACAGCCUUGUGCCUCAGAAAUGAAGGGUUCUGCUCUUACCCUGUCAUGGUAUGGCCCAACCUAUGAUGGAGGCAGUGUGGUAGAGUCCUAUACUGUGGAGAUAUGGGACUCUGGAGACAAGAUUUGGUCUGACCUUUCACAAUGUAGAAGUACUUCCUUCAACAUAGAGAAUUUACUACAUGACCGAGAGUACAAAUUUCGUAUACGAGCCACCAACGUGUAUGGAACUAGCGAGCCCAGCCAGGAGUCUGAACCAGUUGCCUAUAAGGAGAAGAAAGAAGAAACUAAAGAGGAGGUUGAAGUUUCAGAUGAUGAGGAGAAAGAAUCUGAGGGGGAAUACAGGAAUGUCAUCAUUAACACCACUCAGAAAGUGGCCGACUUUUACGAUGUAGAGGAGCGUCUGGGAACGGGGAAAUUCGGACAAGUGUUUCGGCUUAUUGAUAAGAAGAAUAAGAAAAAAUGGGCAGGAAAAUUCCUCAAAGCUUAUUCUGCCAAGGACAAGGAGAGCAUAAGGCAGGAAAUCGACAUCAUGAACUGUCUGCAUCAUCCCAAACUUGUCCAAUGUGUGGACGCUUUCGAGUCGAAGAGUGACAUGGUGAUGGUUCUAGAACUGGUUUCAGGAGGGGAGCUGUUCGAGAGGAUCAUUGACGAGGAUUUUGAGCUGACAGAAAGAGAAGUCAUCAAGUAUAUGAAGCAGAUAUCGGAGGGCGUGGAAUUUAUUCACAACCAGCGGAUAGUCCACCUGGACCUCAAACCAGAGAACAUCAUGUGUGUCAAUAAGACCGGGACCAAAAUUAAACUAAUUGACUUUGGCCUGGCCAGAAGAUUAGAGAAUACACCAAAUCUAAAAGUUUUAUUUGGAACCCCUGAAUUUGUGGCCCCUGAGGUGAUUAACUAUGAGCCCAUCGGGUAUGCCACUGACAUGUGGAGUAUUGGAGUCAUCUGCUACAUUCUGGUAAGUGGUCUUUCUCCUUUUAUGGGUGAUAACGAUAAUGAGACAUUGGCCAACGUUACUUCUGCUACCUGGGACUUUGAUGAUGAAGCAUUUGAUGAGAUAUCGGAGGAUGCCAAGAAUUUUAUCAGCAGUCUGCUAAAGAAAGACAUGAAACAGAGGUUAGAUUGCACCCAGUGUCUACAGCAUGCAUGGCUGCAGCAGGACACCAACACAAUGGAGGCCAAAAAGCUGUCUAAGGAAAGGAUGAAGAAGUAUAUGGCCCGACGGAAAUGGCAGAAAACAGGCCAUGCUGUGCGAGCUAUUGGGCGUUUGUCAUCCAUGGCGAUGAUCUCUGGACUGAGUGCAAGAAAGUCAUCUGGAAGUUCCCCUACUAGCCCUUUACCAGUAGAGGCGGAAGCCAGUGAAGAGGACAAUCAAGCUUUCCUGGAAUCUGUGUCUGAGGAGCGACCUCCCAUAAAGCCGUGUUUUACCAGGACCAUGCUGGAUAUUGAAGUUGUAGAAGGAAGCGCAGCCAGGUUUGACUGCAGUAUCGAAGGUCAUCCUGACCCAGAGGUGAUUUGGUACAAGGAUGACCAGCCCAUCAAGGAGUCCCGUCACUUUCAGAUAGAAUAUGAUGAGGAUGGGAACUGCUCACUUACUAUCUCUGAAGUAUGUGGGGAUGAUGAUGCCAAAUACACCUGCAAAGCCAUCAAUAGCCAAGGCGAGGUGACCUGCACUGCAGAGCUCAUUGUGGAGGUGAUGGCUGAAGAGGAGGAAGAGGAGGAGGAGGAAGAAGAAGAAGAAGAGGAGGAGUGAAUAAAUAAAUAUUCCAUAUUGGACUUAUUUCUAGCCGCAAACUACAAGGGGACUUUCACAUUCGGAUCCCAGAAAGUUACUACUUCAGAGAAGCUGGAAGGCAUACUUAGAUACCACUGUUUGAAGAGCAUGUCCUCGGCCUGAUUAGAAGAAAGUUUUUCCUAUUUCCAAGGGCAUUAUCACUAUUUAACUACCAUAUGCAAAUUAAUUACUCAGAUUUGUGAUUGUAGAGGAGCACAUGGCUGGGAUGGGGUGUAGGGUAAAUGGCUUGGGAUAUGGCUUUAGGGUAAAUGGCCCAGAAUGUGCCUGUAGGGUGAAUGACCCAAAAUGUGGCUGUAGGGUGAAUGACCCAGGAUGUGGCUGCAGGGUGAAAGGCAAAGCACAGGUGUAGUGUGAAUGGCAUGGUUUUAGGGGGAAUAGCCCGUGAUGCUGUUGUAUGGUGAAUGGCUUGGGAUGCGUUUGUAGGGUGGAUGGCCUGGGAUGCGGUUCUAGGGUGAAUGGACCAGCACAGAUGUUGUGUGAAUGGCCAGGCAUGUGGUAUUAGGGGGAAUGGCCCAGGAUAGAGUUGUAGGGUAAAUGGCAAAGCACGGGUGUAGUAUGAAAUGCAUGCUUUUAGAAGUUAUGGUCUGUGAUGCAGUUGUAUGGUGAAUGGCCUGGGAGGCGUUUGAAGGGUGGAUGGCCUGGGAUGCGGUGGUAGGGUGAAUGGCCCAGCAUGGAUGUUGGGUGAAUGGCCCAGCAUGGAUGUUGUGUGAAUGGCCAAGGAUGUGUUGUGUGACUGACCUGGAAUGUCAUAGAUACAUAGAAACAUAGAAUUUGUCGGCAGAUAAGAACCACUUGGCCCAUCUAGUCUGCCCCUUUUUUUUUUUAUCUCUAACCUUAAGUGAUCCUUAUUUCUUUGUAAGGAUAUCCUUAUGUCUAUCCCAUGCAUGUUUAAAUUGCUCUACUGUCUUAGCCUCUACCACCUCCGAUGGGAGGCUAUUCCACUUGUCCACUACCCUUUCUGUGAAGUAAUUUUUCCGCAAAUUUCCCCUGAACCUCCCCGCCUCCAGUCUCAGUGCAUGUCCUCGUGUCCUAUUGCUUUUCUUCAUUUGGAGAAUGUUCCCCUCCUGGACUUUGUUAAAACCCUUGAUAUAUUUGAAAGUUUCUAUCAUGUCCCCCCUUUCCCUUCUCUGCUCCAAACUAUACAUAUUGAGAUUUCUUAGUCUUUCUGGGUAUGUUUUGUGAUGUAGGCCAUGCGCCCAUUUUAGUUGCCCUUCUUUGUACAGUUUCUAAUGUAUUAAUAUCCUUUUGAAGAUAUGGCCUCCAGAAUUGAACACAGUAUUCUAGAUGAGGCCGUACCAAUGACCUAUACAGUGGCAUUAUUACUUCUUUCUUUCUGCUGCUGAUUCCUCUCCCAAUGCAGCCAAGCAUCUGACUAGCCUUCCUCAUUGCUUUGUUACAUUGCUUACCUGCCUUUAAGUCAUCUGAAAUAGUGACUCCUAGAUCCCUUUCCUCCUCAGUAGUUUCCAGUAUAGUGCCAUUGCAGGAUGCAGGAUGUGUGACCAGGAAUGCAGGAUGUGUGACCAGGAAUGCUGUGCUGCGUAUGUUGCCCAGGAUGUGGCUGCAGGGUAAAUGGCAAAGCACGGGUGUAGUGUGAAUGGCAUGGUUUUAGGGGGAAUGGCCUGUGAUGCUGUUGUAUGGUGAAUGGCCUGGGAUGCGUCUGUAGAGUGGAUGGCCUGGGAUGCGGGUGUAGGGUGAAUGGACCAGCAUGGAUGUUGUGUGAAUGGUCAGGCAUGCAGUUUUAGGGGCAAUGGCCCAGGAUAGAGUUGUAGGGUGAAUGGCAAAGCACGGGUGUAUGGCCAAGGAUGUGUUCUGUGACUGACCUGUAAUGACAUGCAGGAUGUGUGGCCAGGAAUGCUGUGCUGCGUAUUUUGCCCAGGAUGCAGUGCAGGGCGUGUGACCUGGGCUGUGAUGUAGUAUGAAUGCUUCUACCCCUAUAAUCACAAGGAGUUAAUGCAGUGCCUUUUAUUGCCAAAGCCCUGGGGCUGGUUUAUAACCCACUGUUGGAUGAUAGAACCCACUUUAUUACUUUCUUGUCCAUAUUUGGUGAGCUACCAGAUACCUCUUUUCCUUAAAGUUAUGUAAGGGAUAGUCCCUGAUUUCCUGGAUGAAAAUAGACUUAGAGUAUUUAUCCUUUUAUACUGUAUGUUAUUUUAUGGAACCUAGAGGCAGUGAAGCUUUUGUUUUCCCACAAGCAGAGCAGUUAUUGGUCUGGUCUCAUAAAAUGCUUUGAUGUUCCAUAAUGUGAAGUGUGGGAGAGAUGUGUGAGCUAUAUAAAACAGAUCUAAAACUGUGUAGCAGGCAACAAAUUAUGGCAAUAGGUUUAUCUAUGUAGAAUGUUUGCAGAAGGUUCUGACAGAAUCUAGUACUCCCCUUUCCGGUAACUAAAUAAUAAUCUCCACUGUUGAAGAGCAUGGGGGAACCUUGGAAAGACCCCUCUAAUGGCUGGAUGUAAAUAUCUGCUAUUAACAUAUACACAGAAUUCUAUGCUUCCAGACACAUUAAGGCAGGGUUAUGUCAUUUGAUUUGAGAUUUGUAAAACUUUAUAAAUAUACAACCUGGCUAGCUAACAAAACAGUGCAGUUGUGAGUAGUCGGAUGUGGCUAAUCCCUGUUUUGUCUGAUAUUGAGUAUACAAAUGAGAUUGCAUCUGUUAUGAUAAAUUUUGAUUCCUACAUUUAUACAAAAUCCACUUCUUUGGAUUGCUAUGCUCCUCUGGACUGUUCCUGCCACAUAAUGCAGUAUUUCCCAACUACAAAUUGUGUUUACUAUUAGGAUAUGUGAAGCUUCUUUGGCCUAGUUAGCAAGUAUCCAAUAUUCACCUUCUCUAGUGAGGUUUUAAGGACUUUCUCUUCUUACAAGUGCGUGAGAUUCCUGCUCACACUUUGCUUUCACAAUAUAAGCACUUUGGGUUUUUUUUUGUGUUUUUUAAGGAGAAUAUAUCAGAUGUCAAACAUUCAUUAUGGAUCUGUUUGUGUGCCACACUGUGUGUAUAUAGAUAUGUCUCUCAUUCUCUCCACAUUAAUUUAAUACAUAAGGUUCAAGGGAGUUUAGCUGGUCAUGUUACCAGUCUUUUUAAUAAUUCCCUAAAGUUUAAAAUCAAGAAAUUUGGUGCACAUUUUUAAUUUGUUGUCUUGUGUCACUGCAUUUAUAUUAUUUCUGCCGUACACAUCCCCCAAAAAUAUUUUUUUUUACCAAAUUUGAAUAAAGAUUGAUAAUAUUUACACCAUAUAAACUGUCUGUUUCUAAGAUCUUAUAAUAUUACAAGAAUUGUGUUCUGCAACACUGUACAUGUAGUGAAAAAACAGAUAAUAUAUCAAACCCACCCCAGCAUGUUCUGUUAAUAGUGUUACAGAGUUACUAUUUACCAUGACACAGUCAUGUUUGAUUUGAAUUUUCUGUUUUUGUUAAUAAUGAUAAUGCUGUUAACAUUGCUUAAAAGAUGUCCUAAUUUGAACUCAAAGUAUACCCGUCUCUUGUGGCAAACAUGGGGUUAAAGCAGCCUGGCUCACGUCCCAAAUCUACUAGUCUGCCGGAUGUACUCUAUAACCACAGGAUUGUCACCAUCUCCAUAUAUGGAAAGUGUUUUGUAAGAGUACAAAGCUUUUCUCACGUAUUCUAACAUGUGCUUGGCUAUAUUUUUAUUUUAAUGAAAAUACACUUUUUUUUGCCAAUUUGUUAAAGGCUGACAAUUUGCGGUGAUGAGAACACUACAGCUGUAGUUCCUCACAUUAUAAAUAAAGACUAGCACAUCGCAUGCUUUCCUUAA